UAAAGGCGCAUUAAAAGAGCGGCUCAAGUGCAGAACCCGAGCAGAGCAGCAGCAGCAGCACAACUACAACUACAACAACACAACAACAUAACAACAUCAUCAUCUCUAAAAGACAGAAAUAAACACAGGAACGCGCACGUCAGGGUUCUCAGCCAGCUGUGCGUCCAGACAGAAGACACGACGCUGCUCUCAUAUGCAGUCCGACUGGAUAUUUAUGAAGCUUUCAAGGCCUUUUGAUUGAUCGGUCGCUCCAUGGGGAUUCUCCGGUGCUUUCCGUCUGGUUUCUCCUGCCCUUCACCCCUCGGCCUGCCCUCCACCCUCUACAGCACCUCCUCCAUACAAAUCAUGAAACUGGUAUUAACUGAAUGGCAAUUGAUAUGGAUUUUUACUGUUUCCAGUAGACAGUAAACACACUUACACCACACACACAAUUACAUGCACAUACACCCACACUCACACACACACUCUCUCACACACACACACACACACACACACACACACACAUACACCCACUCACACACAUCACAUCACAUCAGCGGGAGUGACCUCAUGGUAGAGUCAUAUCCUCCUCAACUGUCCGAACCAAAUCCCCCGACACGGCCCGUCCCAGAGCUCCUGCAAGCGGCCUUCAUCAAACGGCACGUUUCGGGAUGUUUUGCGCUCCUUGAGUCCGAUCCACGGCAGAUUUUCUCCACAGAAGGACGUCCACGGGAAGCAGUGUGCUGCUGUUGGCUUUAUUCUUCCUAAAUUUUUAGUUUUGCAUUAUUUUGUGUUAUUUGCGUGUGAUUUUUGCGUGGAGCCACACGUGACCUCUGCUCCGAGUGCAUGCCGGCGACGAUGGCCCCACAGAACACCGAGGCCGACGCUGUGCAGAUGCAGGCCUCCGUGGUGACACCUGUGGAGAAACGGGCCGAAGGAGGUGGAGCUAAUGGAGCAGGCGGGGCUGGAGGGCGGGAUUUGGAGAGUCAGGAGGAGUCGGUCAGCGAGGGAUCUAUAGACCGCAUCCCGCUGCGUCAGUGGAUCAUGCAUGGCGCCGUCAUGUUUGGACGAGAGUUCUGCUACGCCAUGGAGACAGCGCUGGUCACACCUGUACUGCUGCAGAUAGGUCUUCCAGAGCAAUACUACAGCCUGACGUGGUUCCUGAGCCCCAUCCUGGGUCUGAUCUUCACGCCUCUGAUCGGCUCGGCCAGUGACCGCUGUACGCUGCGCUGGGGCCGCAGACGGCCCUUCAUCCUGGCACUGUGUGUGGGAGUCCUGCUGGGCGUCGCGCUCUUCCUCAACGGCUCGCUGAUAGGCCUUGCUGUAGGAGACGUGCCAAAUAACCAGCCGAUAGGAAUCGUGAUGACUGUUUUGGGGGUGGUGGUGCUGGAUUUCUGUGCGGAUGCGACGGAGGGUCCCAUACGAGCGUAUCUGCUGGACGUGGCUGACACUGAGGAACAGGAUAUGGCCCUCAACAUCCACGCCUUCUCUGCAGGGCUCGGAGGGGCGGUUGGUUACGCCCUCGGUGGUCUUGACUGGACGCACACCUUCUUGGGUCGAACCUUCAAGUCUCAAGAGCAAAUUCUGUUCAUGUUCGCCGCGGUUCUGUUCACUGUUUCCGUGGCUCUGCACCUGUUCAGUAUCGAGGAGCAGCAGUUCAGCCCUCAACAGGACCGUCUGGAUGAAGAGGCAGAAACCGAAUCCAGUGUUAAAAUCGCAGCGCACCAACCCCAGCUCGAAAUGAUCCACGAAGACGAGCCCUACGAGCAUUAUGACCUCUAUGCAGACCGGCGUUCGGAGCGAGAUCUGAACAUGGACUUUUUAGACGUGGACAUCGUUCGAAGUAAAAGCGACUCCGUUUUGGAGAUGGCCGACGCUACGCUUGACCACCACGACAUGCUGUUUCUGCGUGAAAUCGAGCCGUCUAUCUUCCAAGAUCGCAUUUCUUCCUAUCACGGGUCGCCGCCGCGGCGCAGCAGCAGUGUGGAGAGUCAAGAGUUCCUGCGUGGAAAAUUCUGCCGACUAUCUGCGUUUCUGCAGCAGGCCGAACUUGACGGAGAAGAAGCUCUGCUAAAUGGUCAGCUCAACCAAUCCAAAGCACCCAACGGAGAAACGACAGACCUCAACGGCCACGGGCCGCCCGGUAUCAAACCCUCCAGCACCAACGCAUCCAUACGCCGCAGACGCCACACCUUCUACCGACAGUCAUCCUGCACCUUCUCCUACUACGGCCGGGUCGGAUCCCACCGCUACCGUUACCGGCGCGCCAACGCCGCAUUCCUCAUCAAAUCGUCCCGCAGCAUGAAUGACAUCUACGAGAUGGAGAAGCGGCAGAAGCAGAGAAACGGACAGAGAACAAGGCACCAGAGCGGGAACACCAACUCCACCGGAGACACGGAGAGCGAGGAGGGCGAGACCGAGACCACCGUCCGUCUGCUCUGGAUGUCCAUGCUGAAGAUGCCCAAAGAGCUGUUCAGACUGUGCGUGUGUCACCUGGUCACGUGGUUCUCCAUCAUCGCAGAGGCCGUGUUUUACACCGACUUCAUGGGGCAGGUCAUCUACGAGGGCGACCCAACGGCCCCGCUGAACUCCACCGCCCUUCAUAACUACCACAGAGGGGUUCAGAUGGGCUGCUGGGGGCUGGUGAUUUACGCCGCCACCGCCGCCAUCUGUUCAGCUGUACUGCAGAAGUACCUGGAUAACUUUGACCUGAGCAUAAAGGUCAUCUACAUCCUGGGCACUCUGAGCUUCGCCAUCGGUACGGCUGUCAUGGCGAUCUUCCCCAACGUCUACGUCUCCAUGGUGAUGAUCAGCAGCAUGGGCAUCAUCUCCAUGAGCAUCUCGUAUUGUCCGUACGCUCUGCUGGGCCAGUAUCAUGAUAAUAAAGAGUACGUCCAGCACAGCCCUGGGAACUCCAAGCGAGGUUUCGGCAUCGACUGCGCCAUCCUGUCGUGUCAGGUGUACAUCUCUCAGAUCCUGGUGGCGUCUGCGCUGGGCGCGGUGGUGGACGCAGUGGGCAGCGUGCGUGUCAUUCCCAUGGUGGCCUCUGGCGGGUCCUUCCUGGGCUUCCUGUCCGCCUGCUUCCUCGUCAUCUACCCGGGGUCCGGCAGAGAGGCCGAGCAGACGCGGGCGCUGGCGUCCUCCAAUAACAACGGCGUGACCGAGAAGCCCAGCUUCCUCAAGCUCACACGCAAAGGCGCCGCCACCACCACCUGCAAAGUGGAGUGUGAAUCCACACUGUGAAAGCGAUCAGACCACAGCUAACAUCUAAUGCCGAGUUCACACUGCACGAUUUUAGCCCCGAUUUUUCACUCUUCGACAAGUUUUGCGAAAUCACUGACAAAUGCAUGAAAUCGGAGGCUAAUAGGUGCUUGUUCACGUGAGUGACCAUUAUCAAAGAUGCAAUCAGAGGAUCGCCAAGCUCGUGAAAUAUUUAACAUGCUACACUAGGGCUGCACGAUUAAUCGAAUGCGAUAGUCAUGUGCAUCUCGUCAGUUCUGUAAUUAGUAGUAAAUCUUCAUCACAUGCUUUCAGAUGAGCAACAUUUACUACACACAUUUACUUCACGACAAGCUAUGCUAGUGAUGGGAGAAAUUAACCUUUUCGAAGCUUCGAAUCAAUUGAACCAAUUGCUUCGCAAAAUGAUUCACUGUUUCGAAGCGCUUGAAACACCACAUGCUGGUGACGCCUGCUGGUCAAAAGUGUGUAAAAGCAAUAAAAACUCAGGCUAAAAUAUGCAUAAAAACAGCUUUUAAAAACAUGUCGCAAAUGGUUUAUUGGAAGUAUAAUACAUAAAAUGCAGCAAAAAUAAUAAGAUACCAUUAAAUAUGAAGUGUCUGUUUAAUAUGUGGUUUUUAAAAUAUUUUAUAGUAAUUUGCAGGGCUUGCUUUGUUUGUUUUAUGGACAGCUUCUGUACAGAGGCCAGUAAGGGACUAUUAACUACUUCUCAUCUUUUAAUUACACAAAUGUCUCGUUAAAAAUGUCUACAAAUUGAUGAAACUGAUCUGAGAUCAGGUAUAACCAGAUGCUGGUUCAAUGGUUCGGCCCUGGGCGGCGAAGUCAAUGAACUUGCAUGAUUCACAGGUUUACAGAGAUCGCCCCCCAGCGGCGAACCAUUGAAAUUUCAAAGUGUUUCGAAACAGUCAUGACGUAAUGAAGCCUCGCUUACUGAAGUCACGUGACUUUGGCAGUUUGAUACGCGCUCUGAAUCACUGUUUCGAAACAAAUGAUUCACAAAAGUUUGGAAGCUUCACGAAGCAGUGCUUCGAAAGCACCCAUAUAAGCUACGCAUACGCAAUAUUGCGUUCAUUGUCGCAGACGAUUUAAUCGCGAGAUAAUGAAAUCGCAAAUUUCAUUCUGUGAUAAUGAAAGCUGUUUGCGUAGCUUCUCAGUGAACUAUGGCUCUGUGUAGUAAAUGCUGCUCCAUCUGAAAGCAUGUGAAAAUACCACAUUUAAUAACGUUUUUACUCCAAACUCACUUCAUAAAGUCAGUCUAGUGUUUGAAAUAAAUCCUUCUGUGAGAUUAUGUGGCUUUGUACACAGAAUUACAUAUUUCAUAGUAUUCUAAGCAGUGAUGAAGGCUAUAUCGAUUAGCAUUGCAUUGUUAUAUACUUUAUUAUAAUGAAAAUUAUAAUAAUAGUUAUAAUAAGAACUCAGAUAAAUUAUAUAUUGUCAUAGUCCUGUGUUUAUUAGUCAGAGAAAGCAGUUAAAUCUUCGGUCAGUAUAUUUACUACUGAUCACAGAACCGUGCUUCACUGACAAGAUGUGCGGACUAUUGCAGCUUGUGCCUUACCGUGAUUGCAGUUUCAUUCGAUUUAUCAUGCAGCCCUAUGCACUCUUAAAAAUAAAGCUGCUUAAAAGGUUCUUCACAGCAAUGCCAUAGAAGAACCAUUUUAGGUUCCACAAAGAACCAUUCAGUCAACCUUUUUAAAAUCUGAAGAACCUUCUUUCGCCACAAAGAACCUUUUGUGGAACAGAAAGGUUCUUCAGAUGUUAAAGGUUCUUUAUGGAACCAUUUAGACAAAAAAGAUUCUUCUAUGGCAUCGUGAAGCACCUUUAUUUUUAAGAGUGUAAAUAUCUAGAUCUGUAGGCGAUUCAAAAUCCUGCUGUGUGAAAUGAGUUCUGACUGAACAACACAUCGGCGAUGACCUACAGUACAGCCAAUGAGAGAGCAAGAUACAGGGCAGGGAGGAGUUAUAUGAAAUAUAGUUUGCGGAGCAGACAGAGUUGUCGGCGUUUCUUCCUGUUGUAAAGUCAUGCAGUGUGUAACCUCCUGUCACGGAUCCAUCAUGCAAUAUGAACACAGCAGCAACUGAAUGCUACCCCUGACAGUCGUACAGAGUUAAAACAACGGUGAUCCAACGACUUUGAAAAUCAUGCAGUGUGAACUCGGCAUUACAUUCCCCACGCGUUUCUACACACAUUGAACCGGCCGAUGGGCGGAAGGCACAGUUGUCUUGUUUUCGUUGGUUUGUCCGUGUUUAGCCUGGUGUUGCGGGUCUCAGGGCUGCAUCUCAGGGUCACCAGGGGGCGACUCUGGGCUGAACUCUUCAGGGGAGAGAGAGAGAGAGAGGCUGCGCUGGAUCUCUCUCGCUCUCAACUACAUGCACUUCCCUUGCACACUUCCAUUCGAAGCUCAUCCUAAACAAAUCUAAUGUAGAGAAUCUUUAUUAUAAGUUAAUGGCUCAAAAACUUUAUCUUUUCCUAUUUUUUUUAACAGAGGACAUUAUGAUUACCAAAAGUUGCCCAGUGCAAUAAUAACAGCUGUUUCAUUAUGAAGGCUUUAUUUUAGUCGUGUUAUGCAGGUGAAAGGGUGAAUCUCACGAAAAAAAAAUGUCAUAUUUCAUAUCUCCCAGAAAAUACAAGAAAUUCUAUUUGCAUUUGCAGAAAAUUAUUUUUUUUGGAACAGAAUUUCGACAUUUUCAUGACAGACCUCGCUGACAAUGAAGAAGAAAAAAAAAUUGUAUUCAUAUUAGAUACAAACUCCAUAUUUCUGUAGUGAUUUUUAUUUAAAUAUUUAAUAAAACAUUUAAAUUAAAAAAAUGUAAAUAUAUUUAAUCAACUAUAAAGUGAAAUUGCAAUGCCUAUAAAUAAAGUCUAUAAUCAUAAAUAAUAGGAAAUGCAUUGGUCACAAGAUAUAGCAUAAAUUAAAAGCAGUACAACAAUACUACCAUUAUACAAUACAUUCACAUUGUACGUUACAAACUGUAUAAAAUAUAUUAUGUAGAUAUUUUGUAAUAUGUAUACAUUUAAAGAAAAUCUCUUUUAUUGCAUUACAGUUGUGAAUACAUUUUUAAUUGUCAUGAAAUAAUGACAAUUAUUGUCAUUUAAAUGCCCCAAAAAAGAAAUGGUUCCUUCAUUUUCUUCAUGAAAAAUAUAAUUUCUUAUUUCUUUAAUUUAAAAAAACAAAAAAAACAAUGGAGCUGAAAAAUGACAAAUGUCAUUUUUUAAAUGUCAAGAAAAAUACAAGAAAUUCUCUUUGCAUUUUCAGAAAACGAUGGAUAUUAGAAGAAAAGCUUAUUAGUCACAGUUAUUUCUGAAGUGAAAUAUAUAAACAUUUUCACAUUUAAAUAUUUCAUUCGUUUUUUUUACAUGAAAUAUUUAAAUAUUUAAAUGCAUUUUAUCAGCUAUAAAUUGAAAUUGCAGUGUCUGCAUAUAAUCUCUACAAAUUAUAUCAAAUAUAUUUUUAGUUAGAUAUGUAUAUAUUUUAAUAAGCUUUUUUGCAUUACAGUUGUGGAGAAAUGUUUAUUUGGCAUGCAAAUAAUGCCCAAAAUUAUUUGAUUUUCUUCACGCAAAGCAUCUUUCUAUUGAUUAUAAGGUAAUAUUUCUUACGCAUCCUCAUGAGAUUCACCCGGGAGAGCGUGACUUUGGUUGUUAGCGCGUCAGUGCCUCUUUUCAUUGACGUACUGAAGUGCUUUAAAACAUUUGGUGCGACGCUGCUGAGGUCGACGAGUGCGAGAGGCAUUUCUCCCUCAUAGUUUUCCUCGUUUCCCUCCGUUCACGGGUUUCCUAAGACGGCCCACGCAAGGGCGAAACCAAUGCUGAGAACGAGUAAUAAUCUCAAUGCUGCAUCAGAGUGUUCACGCAGAUACCAAACCUUUCUUACACUGACAGACUUCCAAGUUGCAAUGGUGAUUUUCUUCAGCUGUGUAACUGUAUUUGUGAUUUCCGAGGUCCACGCCUCGAACUCCUGGCACUUUCUGGCAGAACUUCAGACUUUUUCUCCCUCUAAAUGAGAAGGAUUGGGUUCUUGACACUCGCACUAGCGGUCUGUUUACAUUAGCACCUGGUUGCUGCGUGUUUUUGGUGGAGAGAAAUCUGCUCUCGUCUGCCUGAACGGACUCAUCUCCGCCAUCUUGGCUCAAACGUGGCCCUUUUUUUUUCUGGGCCUCAGCUGCACUCAACGGUUUCCUGACACUGAGGAUGACCGUGAUUGAUUGAUUGAGUUUUAGUUUUCACUCCAUCUGAUCUUAAGUGGAUUUUUGAGACAUUCUUUGAGGUCUGGUGACUUGUGUUUCUGACCAGACGUGACGUGACUGGACGCUAUUCUACUUCCUGUCUUGCCGGUUGGACAGUUUACCAGGCCAGUCAAAAGACGUUUAUUGAUGCAUAUUUGUACUGGCUUUAACCUGCAUAGAGUAUUAAAAUCUUAAGAUAAGCUGAUAUAUAUAUAUAAAUAUAUUUUAUUUCUGGAAUGUUUAUUGAAGUUAAAACCAAACUUGAACGAGAAAACCAUCAAGUUUCUGACAAAUCAAACAACGUUGCAAUAGCUGCACCUGCCUCGGUCAGUGUUGGCAUUACCGGCGUGAAUCACUGGGGUUUGGUACACAAACACGCACGAGACUUUUCAUUUGAAUACUUGAAGUGCAAUCUUGGUUGUGUUUGGAUAUUUCAGGAUGCGUUUGCUGACCUCGAAGCAAAGACUGAGGAAUGUGGGACUCUCAAAGAGCGUCUUUGACUCCGUCAGGGGAUGAAGUUUCCAGUAUUGAAUGUAACUUAAUUUUUUUUUUUUUUUUUUUUUAAAGAGCAAGAAGAUUCAACGUUGCACCGAACUUGCACAUACAGAGUUUUAAAAGAAAAAUGAGUCACUAUCUUGCAAUAGAAAAGCCUAAACUGUGGUUAUUUAUUUUUUUGAAUGCGUUAUCCUUAAAUAUUUAAAGAGUUAUAAGUACAGAUAAAGAUAUAUUUACAGCUUGUGCAGAUGAGUGAGAUGGGAUGUGUGUGUGUGUGUGAGAGAGAGAGAGAGAGACAUGUAUGUAAGCAUGUCUGUUUUUGCAUGAUCAUAUAUGAGCACCAUGCGCAUGUUUGUGCAUGGAAGAGUGUGUGUGUGUGUGUUACAUCUCACUCUUUUAUAGGAUGAAUCUCUCAAGAACAUGUCCAGGUCACACUUCACCCUAAAAUUAAAAAACAAAAAACCUGAAUUAAAAAUAAGCCAAUUUUUUUUUUUU
Molecule: messenger RNA, 8426 nt
Organism: Onychostoma macrolepis
Lineage: Eukaryota; Metazoa; Chordata; Actinopteri; Cypriniformes; Cyprinidae
Product: solute carrier family 45 member 4
Exons: 9
Coding region: 826-3222 (798 amino acids)
Biological process (GO): transmembrane transport
Cellular component (GO): membrane
Molecular function (GO): sucrose:proton symporter activity
Source: RefSeq, a predicted model, not a curated record